Messenger RNA from Aspergillus affinis, 1902 nucleotides. RefSeq names its product putative fumarate reductase Osm1 (gene osm1). The transcript is spliced from 5 exons. Lineage: Eukaryota; Fungi; Ascomycota; Eurotiomycetes; Eurotiales; Aspergillaceae. The record is from RefSeq and is a predicted model, not a curated record. Gene Ontology annotation, molecular function: FMN binding; oxidoreductase activity. The coding region runs from base 1 to 1902 and encodes 633 amino acids.
AUGGCCACCCCUCCUAGAGUGAUCGUUGUCGGCGGUGGAUUGUCCGGUCUCAGCGCCGCCCACACCGUCUACCUGAAUGGCGGCAACGUCUUGGUUCUAGAUAAACAGGCCUUCUUCGGUGGCAACUCGACCAAGGCCACCUCGGGUAUCAACGGUGCCCUGACUCGCACCCAGGUCGACCUGAACAUCGCCGACAGCGUCAAGACUUUCUACGAAGAUACCCUCAAAUCCGCCCGAGACAAGGCCCGUCCGGAGCUGAUCAAGGUCCUCACCUACAAGUCCGCCGCCGCCGUCGAAUGGUUGCAGGAUGUCUUCAACCUCGAUUUGACUCUCGUUUCUCGUCUGGGUGGUCACUCCCAGCCCCGUACGCAUCGUGGCCACGAUGCCAAGUUCCCCGGAAUGGCCAUCACCUACGCCCUGAUGCAGCGCUUAGAAGAGCUCAGCGAGCAGGACCCCACCCGCGUGCAGAUCGUCAAGAAGGCCCGCGUGACGUCUAUCAACAAGUCCGGUAACCACGUGACCGGUGUGACCUACGAAUACAACGGCGAGAGUACGAGCGCCGAGGGUGUCGUCGUGCUCGCGACCGGUGGUUAUGCCGCAGACUUUGGCGACGGAUCGCUGCUGAAGCAGCACCGUCCCGACACCUUCGGCCUCUCCAGCACCAACGGCACCCACGCCACCGGUGACGGGCAGAAGAUGCUGAUGGACAUCGGUGCCAACGGCAUCGACAUGGACAAGGUCCAGGUGCAUCCCACGGGUCUGGUCGACCCCAAGGACCCCGAGGCCAAGUUCAAGUUCCUUGCCGCCGAGGCGCUCCGUGGCGAGGGUGGUCUGCUGCUCAACUCGGACGGUCAGCGGUUCUCCGACGAGCUGGGCCACCGUGACUACGUCUCGGGCCAGAUGUGGAAGGAGAAGGAGAAGGGCAAGUGGCCCAUCCGUCUGGUGCUCAACAGCAAGGCCUCCAACGUCCUGGACUUCCACACGCGCCACUACUCUGGCCGUGGCCUGAUGAAGAAGAUCAGCGGCAAGGAGCUGGCCCAGGAGAUCGGCUGCGGCGAGGCCGCGCUGCAGAAGACCUUCGACGAGUACAACCUCAUCGCCGACGGCAAGAAGAAGGACCCCUGGAACAAGCGCUUCUUCCACAAUAUGCCCUUCAACGUCGACGACACCUUCCACGUCGCCGUCAUGGAGCCCGUCCUCCACUUCACCAUGGGCGGUAUCGAGAUCAACGAGCACGCCCAGGUCCUCAACUCCGAGCAGAAGCCCUUCGACGGCCUAUACGCCUGUGGUGAGCUGGCAGGCGGUGUCCACGGCGCCAACCGUCUCGGCGGUUCCUCGCUGCUCGGCUGCGUCGUCUACGGCCGCGUCGCCGGCGACAGCGCCAGCGAGCAUCUCUUCCAGAAGCUGAUCUCCGGCGGCGCCACGACCGCGCAGAGCCGUCUCGGCCAGAUCUCCCUGCACAUCGACCCCAACACCCCCGGCAAGAUCUCUGUCGAGUGGGGUAGUAGCGGCGCUGGUGGCUCCGGCUCCCAGGCUGCUCUGCCCACGCCCGCCGGCGCCACCCUCGACGCCAAAGCCGCGGCCACGCCCGCCGGCGCCGCCGAGACAGCCAAGCCCACGGACCCUAAGAAGUUUGAGGUCCCUGCCACCGAAUACUCCAUGGAGGAGAUCGCUAAGCAUAACAAAAAGGAUGACCUCUGGAUCGUCGUGAAGGGCGUUGUCCUCGACGUGACCAACUGGCUCGACGAGCAUCCCGGUGGCGCCAAUGCCCUGUUUAACUUCAUGGGCCGGGAUGCCACGGAAGAAUUCGCCAUGCUCCACGACGACGAAGUCAUCCCCAAAUACGCGGGACAUAUCGUGAUCGGUCGCGUCAAGGGUCAGACCCCCGAACUAGAACUCUAG